AGAGAAGCAGCAGCAGCGAUCGACCCCAGGCUGUGUGCUGUACUGCGGGUACAACAACAACAUCCUCGGCAAGGUGUCUGAUGCGGAUCUCUCUGCCCUUCAUCCCCUUAAAGAGGGGCUUCCAUGACUGCCGUCACUGACGCUCCAGCUGCUGAAGCCAAUGGAUCAUGGUCUGUUUGAGAUGGAGGGCAGCGCAAUGUCACAAGUUGGCGUGGAUGCCUUUGAGCUCUGUGACAACAUUUCAGACUCCAAAGCCCUCACAGCUCAAACUCGAAACCUCAAUCAGACGCUUGCACAAACUCUCCCGAUUCCCCAAAAUGAGGAGGCAGGAUCAUGUUGCCCCAUCCAGAAAACCCCUCUGGACAACAGCAGGGAGGAGGAAAUGGGAAAAGAGGAACACUCAGAAGGAUGCAGAGAUGUGGAUGAGGAAGAGGAUGUUGAUGAAAUGAUGAAGGAAGAAGAAGAGGAGGAAUCAGAGGCAUCAAGUUCACUGAUAUGUUGCCAGUCGCCAGAUACUCCAAUGACUGAUUCCUCAUAUUCAGAGACAGGCAGUCUGUUGGAGACUCCAUAUCCUUUCAGCCCUGGGACCAGUCCAGAACCUACAUCUCCCGUCAUUCCACUCAUUAGUCCAGACUCCUUUGAACUGCAUCAAAGCUGUACUGAAGUCAUUUCUAGUACCACCAAGUCUGGGUUGGUCCACUGCAGAACAGAGGCUACAGCAGUAGGCUUAUCUUCAAACAUUAUGACCUCAGGCAUACAGCCUGACAGCUCUUCUAUUGGCAACACAACAGCCUCUGAUACAAUAUUAAAGGACUCUUGUUCAGAACAACUUACCUCUCCUGAGGAGCCUGUCUCCAGCUGUGGGCCUACAGGACCUUUGUGCUUAGGUGGGCUUGACACUUCUAUGGACUCUGGCCCUCAGAUUGUAUCAGCAGAAACCUCAGCCGUCACUACAGGGAGUAAAAGCACGGCUACAGAGUUCACUUCAAGCUUAUUAUCUGAUUCCUCACAUCAGAACGAGUUUAUCUCCACCACAGUCCCUGAUUCCUCUUUAGUCUCAACCUGCUCAACAGGAUCUAUUUUAGGCCCAACUUUCCUGGAGUCUCUAGAGGAGCUGGCAGAAAGAAAUGAUGGCCGCCUUCCACAUUACCUUCACCAGAUCGCUGAGACCCUUGUCCUUCAGAAAGACUACCAGAGAGCUUUACUGUUUCUCCAGCUAGAGCAGCUUUACCACCAGAGACUGUUGGAAAACCUGAAUGCACUUCAGCAGCAGUGGGUGAGUCAGUGUGGAGGAACAUCCCCUGGGCUGGCAGCCUCCCAGCUGGACUCACUGAAGCACUUCUGCCAGACGCAUACCAGACCAAGGACACGAGAUGCUGAGGUUACUCUUCAGGACAACCUGAGACUAAAGUUUGACGGAGGUGUUUCACAGCUCUCAUGUAUCUCAUCCCUUCAGGUUAAAGGAGAGAUGGAGGAGAGAGCUGAGGACUCCUCUUCUCCAACCGCAACCUCUGCUUGUUUGCUUACAAGGCUCAGUCCGCCUGAAACAGACGGGGAAGACCUGAAUGGAAAAUCAGAGGGGAGGGACACUUUUUAUGGCUCCGAUCUGACUCGAUUGCAAGCUCACAGCAGAGAGGUGGAAGGAGGGGAAGAAGACACCAUUUCCACCGGGGGAAAUGGGCUGCACCCCUCCACAGCUGGGGGAAUGGAUCGCUCCGAUCCUGCAAAGCAGCAGGAGGAAGAUUUAGGACUGUCAGGGGAAGGAGAGAGAAAGGUGGAGGAAGAGGACAAGAGCGAAGUAGAGGAGGCAGCAGAGGCUCUGGAGAUGGAAGAUGAGGGGACUGAGGAUGAUGGAGAGGACAAGCAGAGCAAAGGAGACUCUCAUUUAUGGGAAGGAGCUCCCUCUGUGGAGACUCUGGUCAGUGGGGCAGAGUGGGAGCUGCACAGGGAUACUUCUGCUAAGGAGAAGCUACAUGUACAGCAGCAGACUCAGGAGGACUCUGGAACCUACCUGAAGGAGCAGGAGGCACUCCCUUCCAAGGAGGCUGACAUGGAGCGGCAACAACGAUAUGCAGAGGAGAGCGAGGAAGAAGAGGAGUACGAUGGUGACUUUCUCAGGAGAACCCCUUCUUUGGACGACAAGGCAAAGCUCAUCACCGUGGAAGAGGUCUCCCCAGCCUCCGGACUUGUCUCAAUCUUAAAAAAGCGAAGCGUAUAUGUGGACAGCCUGGUAGAGUCUGCAGGUCCAGAGCCCGGACCUGAGAAACCCACCGCCAAAAGACGAGUCCGCUUCACAGUUCCUGAUGAUAGCUAUGACCAGGAGGUUGGUGGUGGAGACUCCUGCCUGCUCCUCUUCCUCCUUUGCCUGGUUACUGUAGUCAUCAGUAUCGGUGGAACUGCCCUGUAUUGUGCUCUGGGUGAUGCCCAGUCCUCGGUCUGUCAGGACUUCUCCAGAAAUAUAGACUUCUACAUCCUCCAGAUGCGUCGUGGGUUAGCUCAGCUGCAGCACUGGUAUACCUCUGGGUUGUAGCAGAAGACGUGGAGCCUCUGCCAUGUCGAUUCCUGCUACUUCCCAGGACAAAGAGUGUUGAGGUAAAGGCUCCUCAUGGGCACUAAAGAGCUUACUGCCAUUUGUUGAAUGGCUGAACGUCUGCUUUGGAGGCAUUGGCGUUUUUUUCAAGCCUGCAAUAUUAAUGCUCUGUGAAUACAAUUCCAGUGCACUUUUAAAAGCAUAGUUCAACGUCUGUUUACAGGGAAAAUUGCAAAACAAAAACUUCAAGAUGUAACUUGUGAUGUCUUAAUUUUUUUUUACGACAGAAUAUCUGUUGGCUGCAAAAUGUCUGUUUUUACAGAAGGAAAAAAAGUCUUUGUGCACAACUUGGAGAAGCAAAUACUGUACCUUCAAAUGUGUCGGAUAAAACAUUGUCUUUACAUGCAAACUACAGCUAAAGAUGAAAAUUGUACAUCAGUGUCUAGUUCAGUGUCUGUUCACAUGUGGGAUAAAAAUUCACUAAGGUUUUUAUAAUUGGUGCAACAGCAGCUGUUGCUUUUAUGUAGAUUUUUAAAUAACAGGAACUGUACCCUGAUAGACUAACUCUGCAUCUAUCUGCUACUUUGAAUGAAAUCACAAAGUCCUAAGUGUAUCUUAAAAUUUUAAGCAAAUGUUUUGAGCUUAAUCAUAAACCUUGAAACAUCUUUAAAAUGAAAAUUUGUAAUUGUGAAAAUAUUUUAUAAUUUAUUAUCAGUGCACUGCUAAUGGUGUAAAAUCAUGUCCUAUUUGUUAGUUAAAAAAAAACACAAAAAUGCUUAUUUUAACUUCUGUAUAGCAUUUCCAAAGAGCAUUUGCUUAAGGCUCCCCAUAAAUUACAGGACCUCUGUUAACUCUUUAUGGGUUUCGUGUAGCAUAUUUAAAAUGUAGAGAGAAUUGUGCACAUCUGUAAAUGCUGUUAAUCGAUUAUCACGUUGCAAAUAUUACCGGUACUUUUUAAAAUAAUAUUUUUAAAGAUUUUGCAAUAUUUCUAUAGACCCUUUUUUUUCUGUUGGGCCUGAACGUGGCCUUGAAAAAGGUUCAUCAGAUACAAACUGUUCACAUGGUCCAAACGUUUGCACAUACCACUUCCACAGAGAACUGAGGAUCUGCUAAAGUAUUUGUGUCAAAUAUGAAGCGUUUUUAUUCAUGACAAAUUAAAGAAUAUAUUGUUCUCAUCAUUUUCUUGGUGUAGAUAAUCGAUCCAGGACCACAUGAAGCUCUAUCUGCCUGUGUAUGUUGAUUCUUUCAGGGAAUUCUGGGAAAUAAUCAGCUAAGACAGCUAGUCUGUUCUGGUAGAUUUUCCCAAAAAUAUUUUACAAGUGAGAAUAUCUUGCCCUCCCUUGGUCUUCCGUAUACGGUAUGUCAUCAGCAUAACAGAUUUGUUUUUAAAUCACUUUAUUUAUUGUUUGUAAAUCUCAUUUUUGUCUCAUUGAGUUAAUUAUAUAUACUCAAUCCUUUUUUAACUCAUUCUAAGAUUGAAAUGUGUUGUUGUCACAAUGUACAAAGCUACCUUUGAAGUUGUGGAGGAUGGAGUAACAAACACCAAUGAGAAUCUUCAAAUCUCAGACAAAAUUCUUUGGCGGAGGGAUUAAAGAGGACAAAUGUCUGUAAAAGAGGGCAUACAUGAAUGUUCCUCCUCAGUAAAUCUUCACUAAAAGGGCUUAUAUCAUUUUUUUUUUCAGGCUUACACUUGUCAAGAUAGUUACAUUCAUUUCCAUGGCCAAAAUUAAGCUUGCCAAACACUGCUGAAAGUUGCCUAAUUAGUAAUAGUGUUGAUUUUCUAUUAAAUCUAGGAAAGAUCACAAUAUUUAUAGUAAUCCCACAGUCUCUGUAUUGAAUUUCAUGUCACUAUGGGAAGAUUUAUGCAGAGUAAGGUCAAUAGAAAUAAGAAAGUUAUGGGUUGGAGACCUAAUAAACCGGCAUCACAUGAAGAGAUUUAGAAGCACUCUGUUCUAACACAUUGAUAAAUUACCACUUGUGACAAGAAAAUGUAUUUAAAUAAGUAAAAUACUGACAACUUUCCGAUUGGUAAUAUAUGUUUAGAUAGUGUAGGGGUUGCAAUUUAAAUUCAGGCAUUUUCCAUCCAUAUUUCAAAUAGGUAUAAACGUACUAAUCAGUAAUUAAUAAUAUCAACUGAUACAAAAUAUAUGUUUAUCAGCCAUAUUGCAUAGGCCUACUUGCAAUCAAUGAAGACCAAAUAAAACAGCUAAUUGUUAAACUUUCUCACAAGAGUGCUCACUCCAUCCUUCUGUGCUGCCAUUAAGAGACUACAGAUCCAUUGGAUAUAAAUCUUGUCAAAAUGCGCUUUAAUUGCUAAGACUACAUCAUCUACAUACAGUAGUGCCUUCCUCUCUCCAACUGCCCGACUUUUCUGUCAGAAAAUGCUUGUGGAAAUAAUUUACCUGCUUUGAAAGCAGAAGAACUUUUCUGUUUUCCCAAUUAGAAUAUGUUCAAGUUUUCCGGUUCCCAUGUAUGAUGAUAUAGGUCCUUUUAGGAAAAAAAACAGCAUUAUGUCUUUCUCCUGUUGUUUCACACAAAUACCUCCUGAUUUGUUUGAGAUGAGGAUUUUCCUGGACUUAAAGAGUUGAGGAUGCAUUGAUAAUUUCAUUUGCACUUGUCAGCUGGCUGGUUCAGAUGGCGAUCACAAAAAAACAUUUAUUUAACUUUUCAGAUUAUUUGUAAUUAUUUAUGAUGCCAGAGAUAUACUUUUAAGUGGUUUUAAAAAGGCAGAUCAAUCUUUUACUUUGUGUGUUUUUUUUCCUCCUCAGUUACCUGGUUCAGUUUAUUUUAUAUAUUAACUUUGUUCUUGUAAGAACUUUGUUGAUCAUUCUGGGCCGUUAUAAUUCUUCUGUCCAGAUUUUCUUGUGACUUGUACCCUGUGAGUUUCUGCCAAUGCUGUCUUUAUCUUUUUUUGCAUGAAAUUUGUGAAACUAUUCAAAUGUCUUUGAUUACAUCUAAGAGUGUUGUACCUGUUUUUACUUCCUUAUUAAACUUUUUUCAGGCCAACAUCAAAAAGAACCAGAUGAAUGGUAAAUGCUUUUCACGCUUUACUUCUACCCAAUCUGAUAAAAAAAAAAAGAAAAAGAUAAUUUUAUUAAUUCUGACAUUUGUUCCUUAGUUGCAAAUUAUUUUUUUUGUCAUACAAAUCUUCCUCAUCAUGUCUCAUUAAAAUCAGUUUUGUUUCGGA
Cyprinodon variegatus (sheepshead minnow) is the source of this 5717-nucleotide messenger RNA. It is a transcript of the gene cnst, whose product is annotated as consortin, connexin sorting protein. Bases 161 to 2530 code for a protein of 789 amino acids. Lineage: Eukaryota; Metazoa; Chordata; Actinopteri; Cyprinodontiformes; Cyprinodontidae. Gene Ontology annotation, cellular component: plasma membrane; trans-Golgi network; transport vesicle. Gene Ontology annotation, molecular function: connexin binding. The transcript has 13 exons. Gene Ontology annotation, biological process: positive regulation of Golgi to plasma membrane protein transport. The record is from RefSeq and is a predicted model, not a curated record.